AUGUAUGGUCCUUGGUUAUACUGGUUAAUUGGGUUUUAUUUAUGUUUACCCAUUACAGCUUAUGUCAUCUUACCAUAUAUCAGAUCCAAAGGUACUUAUUCAGGGAAUCGAAAAUCAAUUGCCAUUAUAGUGUUAGGAGAUUUAGGUCAUUCACCCAGGAUAUGUUAUCAAGCUAAAUCAUUUUCCAAUUUCGAUUAUUAUGUUACUCUUUGUGGAUACCUUGAAUCAGAACCUCCUAUGGAUGUCAUUGAUGAUAUUAAUAUUGAUAUUAAUGAAAUUAAACCUAUUAAGAAUUCCUUCCAUUUACCGUAUUUAUUAUUUGCAGGAGAGAAAGUUUGUUUACAAUUAGUUCAAUUAUUCAAAUUAUUACUUGGAUUUAGAGGCACUGAUUAUAUCUUAUUACAAAAUCCCCCUUCAAUUCCGAUUUUAUUACUUGUGAUUAUAUUUAAAAAGAUAUUUAGUCCAUCAACGUUUAUCAUUGUUGAUUGGCAUAAUUUGAAUUAUACAAUCUUGAAUUUAAAAUUCCAAAAUGAAAAUCAUCCUGUUAUAAGAGCAGUUCGAUUUUAUGAACAAUUCUUAGGUAAACAUUUUGUUGAUUUAAAUAUGACAGUUACGAAAAUGAUGAAAACGUUUUUGGUUAAAGAGUUUCAAUUUACAGCAAAGAAAGUAAUUACAUUAUAUGAUAGACCAAGUAAUAAUUUUCAACCUUUGACAUCGACGAAAGAAAAACAAGAAAUUAUUGAAUCCAUUGAUGUGUUUAAUGAUAUUCCAAAUAUAAAUAAUUAUAAAAUCCUAAUUAGUUCAACUUCAUUCACUCCGGAUGAAGAUUUCAAUGUGUUAUUAACCGCAUUAGAGAAAUACCAUACUCAAAUUGAAACUACUAAAAACUUACCACCCAUACUAUUAAUCGUCACCGGAAAGGGACCACUCAAGAAUGAUUUCCUUACUAAAGUCAAACAAUUAGAUUUCAAUCCUUCAAAAAUCAUUAUAAAAUCAACUUGGCUUGCUAUCGAAGAUUAUCCUAAAGUAUUAUCCGUGGCAGAUCUUAGUGUAUCCUUACAUACCUCAUCUAGUGGGAUUGAUUUACCCAUGAAGAUUGUUGAUUUCUUUGGGUCUGGUAUCCCGGUUAUUUCAUUGAAUUUCCCUGCUAUAAAUGAAUUGGUCAAACAUGGUAUAAAUGGAUUAGUUACAAGUAAUAAACCUGAAGUCAAGGCUUCCGAUGAGAUUUAUAGAUUAUUAUUUGAAGUAUUUACUAAUGAUGAAUUAUUAUCUACAUUAAAGGAAGGGGCAUUGGAAGAAAGUAAAUUAAGAUGGGAUGAAAAUUGGAAUAAUACCUUAGGUAAAUUCUUUGAUUAUUAA
Messenger RNA from Scheffersomyces coipomensis, 1359 nucleotides. RefSeq names its product chitobiosyldiphosphodolichol beta-1,4 mannosyltransferase (gene ALG1). Gene Ontology annotation, cellular component: endoplasmic reticulum. NCBI's taxonomy places the organism in Eukaryota, Fungi, Ascomycota, Pichiomycetes, Serinales, Debaryomycetaceae. Bases 1 to 1359 code for a protein of 452 amino acids. Gene Ontology annotation, molecular function: mannosyltransferase activity. The record is from RefSeq and is a predicted model, not a curated record. The transcript has a single exon.